Diceros bicornis minor is the source of this 1114-nucleotide messenger RNA. RefSeq names its product mitochondrial ribosomal protein S24 (gene MRPS24). Gene Ontology annotation, cellular component: mitochondrion. The transcript is spliced from 4 exons. Lineage: Eukaryota; Metazoa; Chordata; Mammalia; Perissodactyla; Rhinocerotidae. The record is from RefSeq and is a predicted model, not a curated record. Bases 38 to 541 code for a protein of 167 amino acids. Gene Ontology annotation, biological process: translation.
GCGCCGCGCCCCGACACGCGCGCUCCGCCCGGCCAAGAUGGCGGCGCCCAUGUGCGGCCGGGGGCUGGGGCUGCGGCUGCUGUCCUGGAGCCCGGAGCUGCCGUGCGCCUGGCGCGCUCUGCACACCUCUACAGUCUGCGCCAAGAAUCGGGCAGCCCGAGUCCGAGUAAGCAAGGGCGACAAGCCAGUGACCUACGAGGAGGCACACGCACCUCACUAUAUCGCCCACCGCAAGGGCUGGCUGUCGCUGCACACGGGUAACCUGGAUGGAGAGGACCAUGCUGCAGAGCGAACCGUGGAAGAUGUUUUCCUUCGCAAGUUCAUGCUGGGCACUUUCCCAGGCUGCCUGGCCGACCAGAUUAUCCUGAAGCGCCGGGCUAACCAGGUGGAGAUCUGUGCCCUGGUGCUGAGGCAGCUGCCUGCACACAAGUUCUACUUCCUCGUGGGCUACAGUGAGACUCUGCUGUCCCACUUUUACAAGUGUCCUGUGCGGCUGCACCUCCAAACUUUGCCCUCAAAGGCUGUGUAUAAGUACAUCUAGGACAAUCGCGUUUUUUGCAUCAAGCCCUAGCCUGCAAAGGACAGAGUCAUAUGGGAAAGGAGUGCAGUAGAAAUGGGGGAAAAUACAUCCCCUCAGAGUACUGAGGCUUCAUUGUCAAAGUUGCACAGGUGACAGGUGUUGAAUAAAUAGACUCUCCAUGUUGUCUUCCUGUCUUUUUCAGUCUGUCUUUACUCUUCAGGUGAGGGAACUGGAGUAGGGUUUCUUUGAGGAUGCUCUAGCACUCCCAGGAAGGCUGCCAGUUGUCUGAGGUUUAGGCAGUAGCCACAAUUCAAUAAGUAUCUUGUGCGAUCACUGUCGGGAACUUUACGUAAAGCUCUUUGUUUCCUUUCAAAAUGGCAAGAUCUAUUUUUGGUGGUUAUGAAGUAAUCAAUGUUAAUUUUUAAAAAAUCAAAACAAUAUGGACAUGUAUCAAAUCGAUCAUGAAACUUUCUUAUAAUUCUACCCCAGAGAGAACUAUUUACUAUGAACAGUUGUAUUUUAUUUCCAGAUGUACUUUUGUCCCAGAAGUACUUCAAUGCAUACUCAUUGUUUAUUAAACAAGCUUUUAACUGA